GUAAACAGACCAGUCGUAUCACAGAAGAAUAUUAAAUGCAGUGAAGAUUUACAUCUUAACAGUAUGAAUUUUCAUAUCUUGAUUUAAUUGAUAAACUUGUAAUUAAAAUAAUAAAAACUACCGGCAACUGAUGAAAACCAUGUUUUGCUGCCUGAAGAACUGCCUGAAUGGAGUUCUGCCACCCCAGACGGUACAGAUUCGACGGGAACAUGACCCGAUACAGUUAGAUACGUCACAUAUGGGGCACGAGGUAGUCGUGAUAAAAGGCGGUCAACGAGCGUGCGGGUCGGGUGGAGUCAUAGCAAACACACCGCUGCUACAGUCCAAAUCAUAUUUCGAGGUAAAAUUGCAGCAAGGUGGCCAGUGGUCGGUGGGACUCGCCACCCAGCAGGCUGAUCUGAAUGAAUCCAAAGGUGGUUUCGACAAGGAAACGUGGUGUCUCACUUCGGACAAUGUCGUAUAUCACAACGCUAAACCCCUGCAUAAGCUUGAGAAGAAGCCAGAAGUGAAUGAAACGAUCGAAAUCGAUCCAGCUGCCCUGGGAAAACUUGAAACGGCCGUUUCAUCCACGCUUGUGAACAAUAGUGGUAUUCCUCAAGAAGGGGACACUAUUGGAGUAGCAUAUGAUCACGUUGAGCUGAACUUUUAUCUAAAUGGAACAAACCUAAAUGUUCCGAUACUCAACGUCCGUGGAACAGUUUUCCCCUGCCUGUUUGUAGACGAUGGCGCUAUCUUGGACAUCGUGCUAGAUAACUUCAGUUACAGUCUGCCUCCAGGGUUCGAGCGGAUUCUUAUCGAACAGUCACUGCUCUGAUUUGUCAAUAUCUUAAAUAUUUUGUCAUCACUUUCGUCUCUUACCCAUGCUAUCUUUUAAGAUCAAACAUAACGGGAAGCUUACCGCUCCAAAUCAUGAACACGUUUUGAUUUUUCUAAAAAUAUUCAAAAAAAAAUAUAAAAAAAUCUAAGAAAAUUAUUUUAUUCUCCAAUUCUGAAGAAUCAUCAUCAUCAAAUGUGGGACUCAAAAAACUGAACAAAAUCGAUCAUUCGGUUUUGUUAAGAGUCCAACUUUUUUUCAUGAUAAGAUAUUAAAAAGUUUUCCUUUCUCAAGAAUCUUAGUAAAAAAAAAUAUUUUCCAACUUUUUUGUAUCUUUUUCUAAUAUUAAAAAAAAAAAUCAAAACAGCGUAAGCUUUCCGCUAACAAUAACCGUAGGUUUGCAAUUACUCCAAAACGUUUGGUUCGUUGUUGAAUUCUAAUUACAAUUUCUAUUCUAAGAACUAAGCUAUUUUCAAUGAUGUUAAAUUCUUAGCCGCACUGAUUUCUUCCCUACCAAACGAUUUACUACUUUUUUAACCUUGUAAGAUAUGAACAAUGAAUGUAUUACAAAUUCGAUGUAGCAUGACAUAAGCUGUAAUACAAAUUUAGGCGAACACCUGUAGACCAUGUCGUUAGGUUUUAUUUUUCACUUCUCACUAAUGAUUUUAAGACAAUCUGUUAUGAUUAUUUAUAAACAAAAUGAUGUUUCUAAUGCCUCAAUUAGAUUAGACAAAACAAAACAAAUAAGGAAAUAUAUUUUGCUAAUGCUAAAUAUUGACGAUUUGCUACAAUACAGAAUGCAAAUUUUGACCAUCUUUUUUCCUAGGAUUUUAUUGCGCGCCAUACAGCUCUCGAUCUGGUCUAGGAAAAUAGACAUUAAAGAUAGGAAAACUGAGCAGAUUAAGGAUGUUAACGAUGUACUGAUUGUGAAUAAAUCUAUUUAUAUUGGACGGAAUAAUUGAA
Messenger RNA from Ochlerotatus camptorhynchus, 1777 nucleotides. Its product is annotated as SPRY domain-containing protein 7. NCBI's taxonomy places the organism in Eukaryota, Metazoa, Arthropoda, Insecta, Diptera, Culicidae. The transcript is spliced from 2 exons. The record is from RefSeq and is a predicted model, not a curated record. Gene Ontology annotation, molecular function: protein binding. Bases 131 to 814 code for a protein of 227 amino acids.